This is a messenger RNA of Perkinsus marinus ATCC 50983, 501 nucleotides long. RefSeq lists its product as hypothetical. The record is from RefSeq and is a predicted model, not a curated record. The coding region runs from base 1 to 501 and encodes 166 amino acids. NCBI's taxonomy places the organism in Eukaryota, Perkinsozoa, Perkinsida, Perkinsidae. The transcript has a single exon.
AUGUUCCCGUUCACUACAAGCAUCGUGGGGCAUGAUGUAGAGAAGGGUGAGGAGAUAACACUCAUUGACAUCAUCAGGGAUAGGUGUAGGACACAGGAGGCUGCGGGGACCGGGAUAGAGACCGACAAGGUACACCAGGUGACAAGUUCUCCGGAGAAGGACGCCAGGUCGGGUCAGAAGCAAGAACGUCAAGAGGGUCGUCAAGACAGUAAGGGAAGUUUGGAGGCCUGGGCCAAGCAGUAUCCAUCAGUUUGGGUGGUUACCAUGAAGCAGUUCGACGAGGGGGAGGUCAAAGGCAAUUUCAAGCCAGACGAUAUCAAACGGGUUGGAAUGCGACCAAAGGGGGGCGUGCGUAAGCAUUAUGCCGUGAUAGCCUAUAAGGAUGCCGAUCGGGGAGGCGCAGUCGUGAAGGAGGUCUUGAAAAAAACGGAGGGGUCAGACCGUUUCCGGGCUAGGGAAUUUGUCUAUAAAAAGCCGGGAAACGGUCAGGGCCGGGCAUGA